AUGCCAUUCAAUGUGCAAAUAUGGCUUCUAUUGAAACUUUUAAUUUUACUCAAAUUUUCAUCACUCUGGCUGAUACAAGCCCAAACUCCAAUCGACGCGAGCUAUCAAAUCGUUUUGCGAGGAGCCGAUUUUCAGUUAAAAGCCACACUCAAUUUUACGAAAACGAAUUUUACGCUCGAUGUCGAUCGAGAUCCCACCAAUAAGCACGAUUACCCGUUUUAUCUAAACGAGACCACUUGUCCUCCAAAAUGUGAGGGUCAACUCAUCGGGAAUAGCAGUAUCCAAGUGCAACAUCCCUACUUUGACAUUGUGCAAUUGAGUGGAUUCACUAAUGAGAAGUAUCAUUUCUCGAUACAGGGCUGUUACCAAGAGAUUGGCUUAGACGACGCUGUUUGCUAUACCCGACAUUUUGGUGGUCUCCAUCCACCAAUGACUGUCUGCAUUUGUGGACUACUGAGAGAUGAUUGUGACGGUGCAAUGAAUCCAAAAAAGUCAAGAGCUGAAUGUCCCGAGAUGCCGUAUAGUAAAGAAGAAGUACCCGGUGAUGAUAGUGGCAUUCACACAUACACGAUUUGCCUUGAUCAACCGACGCCACGAGUGCAUGUCUUCAAUGAAAUGAUUCUCGCCGUCGAUGAAAACGUUUGGAGCUAUGGAUUGUUGAAUUUGCGCAAUGAAAGCACGACCGAACUGAGAACAAACGACGGGGGAACUUGUACUGAUUACUGUGAGCAAAAUGAAGGACAACAAGAUACAAUGAGCAUUUUAUUGGGGAAACAGAAUGUUCUUGAUCUUAUCUUUGAUUCAAAAAUACAAGAUUGGAAGUUCACGAUUUUCAACGAUCCGGCAAUAACCGUGAUUACCUCAAAAUGUGUCACAUUGCCAUUGUGUGAUCGGGGAAUGGUGGUCGAAGUUUGCUCGCUUGAUAAGAGUAGUGGGACUUGUGAAUACGACUCGGGUAUGUGCUUCGCACAAAACUCAACCAUUAUCCCAUCCACUCAAGCUACAUCUACAUCGACAUCGUCCACUACAAUCACCAAAACACCUACGAUACCUACAACAACUUUACGUACAACUGCUUCAACGACAACAAUCCCGCUCACUGUUUGCAUGGAUUGUGGCCUGUCGUUGAAGAAUUUAUCGGAUAUUCCAAUGACUCCCGAGACAGCGGAACCGAUUCUGAAACUUGCGCUGAAUUAUACAGAGAACGGUGAGGAAUUGGUGGCAGCUGAUCUGCAUUCUUUGGCGACGAUUUUCGAGAAUUGUGCUAAGAUGAAAGGGUCUAAUCCAAAGCUUCUCCACUUGAUCUUUACCAAUAUCAAUGGAAUGCUCGAUGCCCGGGAACAAGAGUAUUUAGAGAACUUGGAGACUAUGGGAAAAGAGGAACAAGCAGCGGCUAGGGUUCUAAACUCAAUGCACAAACUCGUGACCCAUGUACAGGGUGACAUUGAGUAUAAUGCUGGGACAAAUGUGGGGCUGGCGAGUAAAUAUUUGGUUGACAAGGAAUGCAAUUCGAUUGGGAUUACGACUUUGGAUCGCCGAUUCAAAAGUGGUGGCGAUGUGGAGAAUCUGAAAGGGGAAUCGUCAAUCAUUCUGCCAGCAAGUUUCGUGUGUGGUAGUGAAGGAACCCACGCUGUUGUCACGAUUUUCAAAAACCGAAAACUUUUCGUUGGGCAAGGAUACAAUACGAUUAAACAACGAUUGGAUGAUCCAUUGCCUGAUGAAGAUGAUGAUGAGGAUGACGACGAUGAUGGAAAUAAAACCGGGACAAGUCUACCCUUUUCACAACCACCACCACCCAAACCGUGUGUGAGACAAGGCUUUCUGCAGGAUCGAGGCAAUGUUUUCACAGCUACAAUGAUGAACGCGAAUAAUCCCGACAACGUGACUUUCAUUACAAGAGCUUCAUCAACGGCUUCUUCAAAAGUGACUGCAAAAAUCGUUAUCGAUACUUCACAAUUCACACGAGCUUUACAUGGAAAAUAUAAAGUUUCUUGGUGGGAUACGAGAAAUUUGAGAUGGGCUGAUGAUGGAUGUAGAGUGGUUGAGGGAAAAAAGGGAAUGCUCACCGCUGAAUGCGAGCAUUUGACCGAUUUUACGCUGUUGAUCGACGGUCGCUUAAACGAUCCAGCUGUUUGUGAUAUAUUCUUAAUCAUUUUCGGCAACAUCAUCAACAUUUCCUCAAUUCUUUGUCUCUUUGUCAUGCUCAUUGUAACUGGAUUGGGAUAUUCUCAUCGAUUAAAGAGGCAUUCUUAUAUAAAAAAGAUUGUCGGUUCAAGGCCACAACGACGAAAUCUCCUUCAAUUGCUUUAUAUGUGCACUUUGUUUUUAUUUUAUCUUAUUUUCACUGUAUUUUCAAAUAAGAAAAUAGCUGGAAGAGUGUGUGAGGAAAUGGCUGCGACAAGUUAUAUGUUAUUUCUCAGCUGCAUAAUGCUAACGAUUUUUCAAUCUCUGAAAACUGUUGAACUAUUCUAUUCUCGUCGAGAGAUUCCAAAAGUGAUUCUAAAGAAUUUUAAUCGUUUAUGGGUUGUCAUCACAAUCAGUUUUGGCUUUCCAAUCGUUCUAUCAUUGUUUCUCUACUUUUUCUCUUAUUUCUUCCAACGUCAGGAUGAUUAUUGUUGGGUGAGACAUGAUAUUAUUGAAUACGCGAUUGUCAUUCCGCUAUCGUUUCUAUUAGCGAAUGCUGUUUUGUGUACAGCUUUAGUGGCAAGGAAGUUAUUUUAUCGAGGAACGUCAAGCUCGAGGAUCAUGCUAACACGAGCACAUAUCAGACAACGUGUCUACACACUGAUUCUCAUGCAAUUAACCCUUGGAAUGCCUUGGAUCCUCCAAUACCUCACUUUAUUCUCCCCAACCGUCUCUGCUUAUCAUUAUUUGUUUACUUUUGCGAAUGGAAGUCAAGGAGUUAUGUUGUUUAUUUUAUGGAUAUUUAGAAGAUAUCGACAAAAUGUUACGGCUCGUCGCCAUAAAAACGACACAACAAACACGAAAACGAAUGGAACAGGAGAAACGAAUUUUGAAAGUGAA
Mesorhabditis belari is the source of this 3024-nucleotide messenger RNA. The record is from the annotation of a GenBank genome assembly. Lineage: Eukaryota; Metazoa; Nematoda; Chromadorea; Rhabditida; Rhabditidae.